Onychostruthus taczanowskii (white-rumped snowfinch) is the source of this 12463-nucleotide messenger RNA. It is a transcript of the gene TNRC6B, whose product is annotated as trinucleotide repeat containing adaptor 6B. Lineage: Eukaryota; Metazoa; Chordata; Aves; Passeriformes; Passeridae. The record is from RefSeq and is a predicted model, not a curated record. The transcript is spliced from 27 exons. Gene Ontology annotation, molecular function: nucleic acid binding. Bases 3885 to 9509 code for a protein of 1874 amino acids. Gene Ontology annotation, biological process: positive regulation of nuclear-transcribed mRNA poly(A) tail shortening; miRNA-mediated post-transcriptional gene silencing. Gene Ontology annotation, cellular component: nucleoplasm; P-body.
AAGAGAACAUCAAUUCUUUUAUUACUUUUUCUAUGAAUCAUCUUUUAAACAAUGGCUUUUUCAGUGCUGCCUGCAUUUCAGACACAGAUCAAGUGCAGCAUUGUAUCACAUGUUAAAUGUUACACUCCACAUGAAAACACUUAAACAGAGGACACCAUAAAGAGCAUCAGCACACAGCUGACUAUGGCUUUCCAAAAAGUAACCUUUCCUUUAAUCACCACGCAGGUAACUAGUUGGGUCCUUUCUGUGUCCACAAGACAGCUGCUGCUUAGUGCACCCAAAGCAGAAAAAAGGGCAGGGUUAGCAAAGACCUUUUCUAAAAAUAUGAGUAGUUUUUAGUGACUGACUAUCCAGAGUUCAUUUGGGUACACUGAUUUAAAAACCUAGCAAGCCUAUAAAAAAUCAUGCCAUGGAACUUCUGGAAAUAAUAAACCAGUGUCAAAAACCCUGAUUACAAACUCCAGAUAUCAAUGCUGUUUCUAAAUUCUUGUUCUCUCUCAUUCCUGCAUCCAGAACUGUCCUAAGCUGACAGCACUCUUUGUUUAGAGAAGUACCUUCAUGCAGGCUUAUUCUAGACUGUCUCCCUGCCAGAUUCAGUAUUUAUAACAAAUAAACUUAAUUUUAAAAAAGAAGAGGUCAUACAUUUUCAUAACCUAAGAGUGAAAAGGCUGUGGAACUGACCCCAGCUCUGAAGGUUGGGUGGCUGUGUGAGGUUUGAUACUUGAGAUGUCUGCAGGCAGGAUCCCACCCUGUUCCUGCAGGAGCAAAAGGGAACGCUCAUCCUGCAGUGAGACCACUCCCCAAAGCUAUAAUGGUUUUUCUCAUCACUCCUCUACCAGAAAUGAAAGACUUUCACCCCAAAGAAAUCCAACCUUUCCCAGCACCUGGAAAGGCAGCACAGUGGCAGUGUAAUACUGACACCCAGUGGAUGAAAAAAUGCACUGUCACUGUCCACCCACACUAUCCCAUUUUUGGGUUGGAUUGGUAGUGGGGAGGUAUGAAAAACCCAGGAAGAACCAUUUUGUUCCUAAGCAUUUGGACUUUUUGAGAACCAGAACCUGUGUGGGAGCUGUGAUUCCUUCCAAAUUCACAGGUGAACCUGGCUGGGAACUCCUGAGUCAUGCACUAUACUUCACAGAAACCAACAAAAUCUGCUUGCUUUCUACAGCUCAAGUUUGUUUUAUAGUGUGAAACUACAGGGACAAUGGAGAGUGCUAUCUUUUGCUCUUCGAAAAUUAAAAUACCUGGUUCCCUAGGCUUAUGCAAAAUAAAUCAUAUUCCUUUACCUGCAAGAUGCACACCAAAACCCUGAGCAAAACAUAGGAAGAAAAGCUCACAAAAGAACACCAAUAAGGGGAAAGAGAAUUUAAAGAGAAAUUAUUGUAUUGGGGUUUUUUACUUAUGGCAAAGACAAGGGCAGCAUCUUGGACAGAUCUUUCUCUCCCAAAGCCUGCAAUCUGUACUCUUGGUGUAUUAGUGAUUUCUGCUUACAACAUGAAAAAUACAUGUGGAGAGACAGGAUACAGACAGUUCCCACACAUUGAAUAAACAAUGAGGAAGAGAGGCAAAGUGCAUCCAAAAGUUAUAUUACUAAUUCAUACUGAUUUACACAGAGCCUUUUGUAUUCCUUACAGCAGCACAGUAACAAGUGCACAUCCAGUAUGAAAUCUUAUUUAUAUUAAUGGGGCUCUUUUCCCACCAAUCAAUGUAAAAAUCAAUUACCAUUACUGAAUGGAGAAGCCAUCAAAAGAUUCACUGCUCUUUACUGACUUGUGUAGCCUGAGUUCGCAGGGAUCUUGUCUGCUCUCUGUGCCACCAGCACACGUGGCUUUGCUGCGCUGGCAGCCGUCCCUCCUGCUGCUGACCAACCUGUGAAGGGCUCUGCGGCUCUUCCAAGACAAGAGCACGUUUUCAGCAAACACCCACAGGCCUGUUUACCGAGAUGACAGCCACAUCGCAUCCCUAGAGUUCUGUGUUCAGAGCUCCACGGCUCUGCUGAUCAGGUUGUAACGGGAUUCUCCCGAGGAGAUCAAAUGGAAGCAUUGCACUGGCGUGCAGCCCUGGGCGAGGUCAGCAAGUGACACUCAUCAUGGAACAUCAUCAAAUACACCGGGGAAUAAGGAGAAUGAGAGCAAGUGUAGAAAUUAAGUACAAGGAGAACCUCUCGCUCCCAGUUUAUCCUCCACAGGCUUCUGUUAUCCAUGCCCUGCCCUCAGGGCUGUCUCAGUGCUGCUCUGGCCCUGCUCUUCCGCUCUGCCAAUCCUUGGUGCCGCGCAGUCCCUGCUCACGCAGCUCCCAUGUUGUCCUGGCCGUUCUGCCGUGCACCCGCUCUGCGCUCCGGGGCUAACGCUGCCCAUCCCGGCCCUCACGCCAUCUCCCAGGGAAGCGGCCCCGGGCCCGCUCCUGCCUCAGCCUCGCACCGACCACCCCCCGCCCCGCAGUUUCUGGCUGGGCCCACUCCACGAAUAACGAAGAUCAGCGUGUAUUUGUAACGAUUACAUUUGGGAACGACGCCGCGGUCACCGCAAAUGCCUUUUCCACAAGUUUUCCCCGGCCGCGGGGCCCCGUCACGUGCGCAGCCGCCCGGGCCACGUGGGGCGCGGUAGGCACGCGCCAUCGCCCGGCCCACCGUCCUCCCUCCAAGGAGAUUGACAGUGACACCAACCAAUCAAAGGCACGGCCCUGCCUUUCCCCGCCCCCAACCCACGGUUGCUGUGUCAUCCGGCGGGUGGCAUCAGAGGGCGGUCGCCGGUUGGCUGCGCAGGCGUUAGGUAACGGCCAAUGAGCUUCGCGAGCUGCACGACUGACACCUCUCCUGUCCAAUAGCUAUCGCGCGUGCACGCCGAGGGGCGGGGUGAAGCGGAGAUGUGGCGUUGGUGCCCUAUCGCGGCGCCGCUGAGCGGCCACAGCCGCGGCCAUACGCGCUAUCGCCUGUGCCAGUCAGGCGCCCCGCCCGUGCGGCCGGCACAUGAGUGCACAAACUGACGUAACCUCGCCUCGGCUGAGGGGGGUCCCAGGGGCCGCCGAGAAGCGCGGCUCGGUGGGCGGGUCUCCGCACUGUUACGGUGUAACGGGCAUAUUCCUUCUCUAAUGGAGUCGGAGGAUGCGACCCACAGCCCAAUCCGUAGGCCGGAAGGGCGGGACAAGUAGAAGCGGGCGAGCGAGUGCCCCAUUUAAGGGGCAAAUCUCGCAGCUAACUGGCAGAGGAAGAAGGGGCGGGAAGUAGUGAGGGAUGUGAAGGGGGGCAACGCUAACCGGUGACAGCCAGCAAGUGCAGCCAAUCAGUGCGCGUGUAGUGACGCGAGAACCCAAUCAAAAGCGGCGGGAGGCGGUGCUUCUCUGUGAUUGACGUGCAUCCUGGCUAAUGGGCGGAUAGAUCCCCGAGACCCUUCCCAAUGGGCAGCGUGAAGGGGCGGAAAGGGGAGCGGAAGGAGAAGACGAGCAGGCAGAGCGACCAAUCACAGCGGGGGUCGGCGGGGCGCCGUCCAAUGGGCGGUGCGAGGGGCGGUGCGGGGGCGUGUCCCGGUGUGUUUGGGUUCGUGCUCCUCGGGGGAGGGAGAGACGGCGGCGAGGAAAGUUUGGUUUUGGUUUUUUUUUCCCCCCCCCCGGUGGUGUUUUUUUGGCGGCGCCGGCGGAGCGGGGGGGGGUACGCUUUUCGCAGCUUCUUCGCCUUUUGCUUCCCGGGGUUCGUGUUUCCCGGGCGGGCGGAGCCGCCCCCGGCACUGAGAAGAACGGGGGCUCAGCGCACCGCGGCGGCGCCUCGGCGGGUUUUGUUUUUGCACUGAAUGUAGCCAGGACGGAUCCUUGUGGGCUUUGGCAGCCCUUGGAAACUGUCAAAGGCAGUAUUUUGCAUUUCUGCAGAGCUUUGCACAGAUCCUGUUCCCAUGCAAACUGAUGAGGGAGAAGUACUGGAGGAAGGCAGUCCCAAGGUCAGUGAGAUGGAACAUGAGGAUUUUGUAAUGGAGGGGCAUGGCAAGACUCCACCUCCUGGUGAAGAAAACAAACAGGCACAGGUGGUCUGUACACCUAUGAAAUACACAAUGAAAAUGGCUCUCACAGUCAGUUCGAGUUUUGCGUUUGGGAACAGCCUGCACAAACGAAGCAAGUGCCUUUCUGUAAGAGAGAAGGAGCAAGAAAGGGAAGAACAGUUAAUGGAAGACAAGAAAAGGAAGAAAGAGGAUAAGAAAAAGAAGGACUCUGCUCAGAAGGUCACAGAUCAAAAAACCAAAGUGCCCGAAGUGACGAAACCAAGUUUAAGCCAACCAGUGGCUGCCAGCCCAAUUGGCAACUCUCCAUCGCCACCAGUCAAUGGUGGCAACAAUGCCAAAAGGGUGGCAGUGCCGAACGGACAACCGCCAAGCGCCGCCCGCUACAUGCCUCGGGAGGUGCCGCCGCGAUUCCGUUGCCAGCAGGACCACAAAGUGUUACUGAAACGUGGGCAGCCCCCUCCGCCAUCCUGCAUGCUCCUUGGGGGUGGAGCAGGGCCUCCCUCCCCAGCAGCACCAGGAGCAAACCCAAACAACGCACAACCAGUGACAGGAGCACUGCUGCAGGGCGACAGUGGGACUGCAACAGAUUCAGCAAUUGGAGGUGCUGCUGCUUCAAAUUAUGCAAAUUCCACUUGGGGUCCUGGAGCCUCCUCCAACAGCGGCACCAACGCCAACCCAACUCACAUCUGGGACAAGGUGAUUGUAGACGGGUCUGACAUGGAAGAGUGGCCUUGUAUUGCCAGCAAAGAUGCUGAGUCUUCUUCCGAAAACACCACCGAUAACAACAGUGCCUCGAACCCUGGCUUGGAGAAGAACGCUCUGCCAGGAAGCACCACUAGUAACAAAGGAAAAGGAAGCCAGUGCCAGUCUGGAAGCGCUGGAAACGAAUGUAAUCUUGGGGCCUGGAAAUCUGAUCCCAAGGCUAAAUCUGUUCAAUCUUCCAACCCUGCUGCCGAGAGUAACAAUGGACUUGGUAAUUGGAGGAAUUUGAGUGGACAAGACAGAAUCAGUCCCGGUUCUGGUUUCAGCAACUUUAACCCAAAUAGCAACCCAUCUGCUUGGCCAGCACUGGUUCAAGAGGGCAAUUCUAGGAAAGGAACUCUGGAAUCUGAUAGUGGUAGCUCCAAUGCACAGAUUAGCACAGUAGGUCAGACCUCUAGGGAACAGCAGUCAAAGAUGGAAAAUGCGGGUGUUAACUUUGUCUCUGGCAGAGAACAGGCUCAAAUUCAUAACACUGAUGGACCAAAAAAUGGAAACACUAACUCCUUGAACUUAAGUUCACCAAACCCUAUGGAGAAUAAGGGAAUGCCCUUUGAAAUGGGCUUGGGGAACCCUUCCAGGAGCACUGACACCCCUUCUCAAAGCACUGGAGAAAGAAAGACUGGGAGUGUUGGAUCUUGGGGUACAUCUAGGGGGUCUUCUGGAACUGAAACAGUCUCUGGGCAGAGCAAUUCUGGAAACCAUGGGAACAAUGGAAAGGAUAGAGAGGACUCCUGGAAAGGAGCUUCUGUUCAAAAACCUAAUGGGUCAAGAAGUGAUUCUUGGGAAAACAAUAACCGGUCUACGGGUGGUGGGUCUUGGAACUUUGGCCCUCAGCAUGCAAAUGAAAGCAAAUGGGGUGAAGGGAACAAAUUAACAUCUGGGGUCUCUCAGGGAGAAUGGAAACAGCUGUCUGGGUCUGAUGAACUGAAGAUUGGAGAGUGGAGUGGUCCAAACCAACCAAAUUCUAGCACUGGAGCAUGGGACAAUCAAAAAGGCCACCCUCUUCCUGAAAACCAAGGCAAUUCCCAGGCUCCCUGUUGGGGAAGAUCUUCCAGCUCUGCAGGAAGUGAGGUUGGAGGUCAAAGCACUGGAAGCAACCACAAAGCAGGAAGUAGUGACAGUCACAAUUCUGGACGCCGAUCAUACAGGCCUACGCAUCCCGAUUGCCAGGCAGUCCUGCAGACUUUGCUGAGCAGGACUGACUUGGACCCCCGAGUGCUUUCAAACACUGGCUGGGGCCAGACUCAAAUUAAGCAAGAUACCGUGUGGGAUAUUGAAGAGAUGCCACGACCCGAGGGGAAGUCUGAUAAAGGAACUGAGGGGUGGGAGAGCUCUGCCACACAGACAAAGAACUCAGGGGGCUGGGGCGAUGUACCCAGCCAAAGCAAUCAAAACAAGUCUGGAUGGGGUGAGCUCUCAACCCCAACGGAAUGGAAGGACCCCAAAAAUACUGGAGGAUGGAAUGACUAUAAGAACUCCAAUUCUUCUAAUUGGGGAGGAGGAAGGCAAGAAGAAAAAUCAUCUUCCUCUUGGAAUGACAGCUCUAGUAAGGAUCAGGGGUGGGGUGGACGGCAAAGUAAUCAAGGAUGGUCUUCUGGAAAGAACGGUUGGGGAGAGGAAGUUGACCAAACUAAAAACAGUAACUGGGAAAGUGCAGGAAACAAGCCAGUGUCUGGUUGGGGUGAAGGUGGGCAAAAUGAGAUUGGAACUUGGGGUAAUGGUGCAAAUACAAGCUCUGCUUCAAAGGGUGGAUGGGACGAUUGUAAAAGAACUUCAACAUGGAACGAGACGGGUCGACAGCCCAACUCCUGGAACAAGCAGCAGCAACAGCACCAGCAGCAGCAGCAGGAGUCUUCUGGUUCCUGGGGUCCACCGCCCCAAACUCCAAGUAAUGGGCGGCCUCCAAACUCAAACUGGAACAACGGACCACAGCCAGCUGCCCCCAAAGAGGAGGAGCCUAGUGGCUGGGAAGAACCUUCUCCACAGUCAAUCAGUCGAAAAAUGGAUAUUGAUGAUGGCACUUCAGCGUGGGGAGAUCCUAGCAGUUAUAACUACAAGAAUGUGAAUUUGUGGGACAAGAACUCACAAGGAGGGCAGGCCCCACGGGAGCAGAGCCUGCCUACUCCAAUGACUAGCAAAUCACAAGCAUCAGUCUGGAGCAAAAGCACUCCGCCUGCUCCAGAUAAUGGUACGUCCGCCUGGGGUGAGCCAAAUGAAACCAGUCCCGGGUGGGGUGAAGUAGAUGACACAGGAGCAUCGACUACAGGCUGGGGGAAUGCACCUUCCAACGCCCCGAGUGCCAUGAAAUCUAGUUCUAAAUCUAUGCAAGAUGGCUGGGGAGAGAGUGAUGGGCCAGUGACAGGAACACGUCAUUCCAGCUGGGAAGAGGAGGAGGAGGGAGGAGUCUGGAACACAGCAGGCUCUCAGGGAAGCAGUUCCUCCCACAACUCAACAAGCUGGGGACAAGGAGGAAAGAAAACACAAAUGAAGUGUGCAUUAAAAGGAGGAAAUAGUGAUUCGUGGAUGAACCCUUUAUCCAAACAGUUUUCAAAUAUGGGCUUGCUAAGUCAAACUGACGACAUUCCAGGCAGUAAGAUGGACUUGUCUGUAGGUGGUCUCCCAGAUAAGAAGUUUGAGGUAGAUAAACGAGCUGUGAAUCUCGGGGAUUUUAAUGACAUGAUGAGAAAGGAUCGAUCUGGGUUCCGUCCACCUAAUUCCAAAGACAUGGGAACCACAGAUAGUGGGCCUUAUUUUGAGAAGGGUGGCAAUCAUGGUUUGUUUGGAAACAGCACAGCACAAUCGAGGGGCAUGCACACACCAGUGCAGCCACUAAAUCCUUCCCCCAAUAUCCGGGCGCAAGUGCCUCCCCAAUUCCUUUCUCCCCAGGUUUCGGCCUCCAUGCUCAAACAGUUUCCCAACAGUGGCUUGAAUCCUGGUCUUUUCAAUAUGGGCCCCCAGCUUUCUCCACAACAGAUUGCCAUGCUGAGCCAGCUUCCACAGAUUCCCCAGUUUCAAUUAGCUUGUCAGCUCCUCCUUCAGCAGCAGCAGCAGCAGCAGCUGUUACAGAGCCAGAGAAAGUUAUCUCAAGCUGUGCGACAACAGCAGGAGCAACAGAUUGCUCGUAUGGUGAGUGCCCUCCAGCAGCAGCAGCAGCAGAGGCAGCCUGGCAUGAAGCAUUCACCAUCCCACCCUGUUGGGCCUAAGCCACAUUUAGACAGCAUGGUACCCAAUCCUUUGAAUGUGGGUCUCUCAGAUUUACAGACCAAAGGGCAGAUACCUGGAUACGGUUCAGGUGGCUUUGGCUCAAGUGGCAUGGAUUAUGGCAUGGUGGGAGGGAAAGAGGCUGGAACAGAAUCCCGCUUUAAACAGUGGACUAUGAUGGAAGGGCUGCCCUCUGUGGCUUCACAAGAUGCCAAUAUGCACAAAAAUGGUGCAAUAGUGCCCCCUGGAAAGGCUCGUGGAGGAUCGCCCUACAACCAGUUUGACAUAAUCCAGGGCGACCCGCUCAGCAGCCAUGCAGGCCCUGCUGGUGAUAGUUGGUUACCUGCCAAAUCUCCACCAACAAACAAGAUCGGAAGUAAAUCCAGCAAUGCCAGCUGGCCUCCAGAAAUGCUGCUGUUCAAGAGAGCAGUAUUGUUCAGCACAAAGAUAAAUGAAGUGGUGCCCAAUCAAACUGAUACCACAGCUGGAGAGUUCCAACCAGGAGUGCCAUGGAAAGGUAUACAAAACAUUGACCCUGAAUCUGACCCCUAUGUGACCCCUGGAAGUGUGCUGGGGGGGACAGCCACAUCUCCCAUUGUAGAUACUGACCACCAACUUCUGCGGGACAACACCACAGGGUCUAAUUCUUCCCUCAACACCUCGCUGCCUUCACCUGGUGCCUGGCCCUACAGUGCCUCUGACAAUUCCUUCACCAACGUUCAUAGCACUUCAGCAAAAUUCAGUGAUUACAAAUCAACGUGGUCCCCAGAUCCCAUAGGACACAAUCCCACUCAUCUCUCCAACAAGAUGUGGAAAAACCAUAUUUCCUCAAGGAACACUACAGGGCUGCCCCGCCCACCUCCUGGCCUGACCAACCCCAAACCAUCAUCUCCAUGGAACAGCACAGCACCCCGAUCGGUCAGGGGCUGGGGGGCACAGGACUCAAGGCUUGGCUCUGCAUCUACUUGGAGUGAUGGUGGCUCAGUUCGUCCUAGCUACUGGCUGGUUCUUCACAAUCUCACUCCACAGAUUGAUGGGUCAACCUUGAGGACGAUCUGCAUGCAGCAUGGCCCACUGCUGACAUUCCAUCUGAACCUGACCCAGGGCACCGCCCUCAUCCGAUAUAACACCAAACAGGAGGCGGCCAAGGCCCAGACUGCACUGCACAUGUGUGUGUUGGGAAACACUACCAUCCUGGCUGAGUUUGCCACAGAUGAAGAGGUUAGUCGCUUUUUGGCACAAGCUCAGCCCCCUACACCUGCAGCAACCCCGAGUGCACCUGCAGCGGGCUGGCAAUCCCUGGAGACAGGACAGAACCAGACAGAUCCAGUUGGACCUGCUUUGAAUCUCUUUGGUGGGUCAACAGGGCUUGGGCAGUGGAGCAGUGGUGGCGGCGGCAGCAGUGGGGGUGAUCUCACUGGCGCUUCAUUGUGGGGGCCCCCAAACUAUUCUUCAAGCUUGUGGGGGGUCCCAAGCGUAGAGGAUCCACACCGAAUGGGCAGCCCUGCUCCCUUACUACCUGGAGACCUUCUGGGAGGAGGGUCGGAUUCAAUCUGAACUUAGAACUUUCAACUCUGACCUCGUGACCUUUUUUGGAACAGCAGCAGCACUAACUUGACCUUUUUCGUUUUUUUCAACUUGCAAUAAAUACAUUUAUAAAAGGAAAAAAGAAAACGGAGAAAGAAAAAAAGGUGGGUCAUUGACAGACUGUCUGAGCACAUAGUUGCCUCCCUUAUAUAACUUCAGUUUUUUCGUUUGGAAUAUGAAUCCAAAAAGAGAACAUAUCACUCUUGAAAUACUUGAAUCGUGAACGCCAACUUAGAAAGACAAUGUGAAGCAAGUACACAUACCAUUUAAAUUUAAGCAGAAAAAAUUAAAAAAAUUAGUUUCUAGUUUUUCACUUUUUCAUGUUAUACGGAAGUUGUUGCUAAGAAACAUAUAUACUGAAAAAAUAGCUUUUUAACUUUGUUUGCACUGGGUGUGUUUCCGUCCUUAGGUCUACCAUGUUGGGUUGGGGUUGGGAAGGGGUUCAAAAGAAUAAGGGGGGGAGGGAAAGACUUGACGGAGCCUCACUUUAAAAACAAAAAUAAAAACAAAAAAAACCUAGAAAAAAAAUUAAAAAUUAAAAACCCACAAAAAAAAAAACAAAACCGAAAAAACAAACAAAACAAAAAAACCAACACUUUGUGAUUGGCUGGUUGAUAAGUACCAGUGUGUUCUGGCACAUGUAACUGCCCACGUGUGCUUGUUUCUGUGUGAGUGCGUGUGCACAUGUUUGUGUGUGUGCAUUUUUUUCUCUAUAUAUAUAAUCUUGAAACGCUGCAUUGCUGAUGGUCUACGGGCUGGCCGGCCAUCUGCAUGUCUUGAUUCUGAAAGCAAGACAGGCAUGGUGGAGUCCCUGUGGCUGAAGCGGAAUCCAGUUGGGCUGGAUUAAAAUUUGCCAGUAGGUUUUUUAAAUUCGUUUUAGCAGGGUGCUAUCUCAAAUCUGCAGAUCAUACAGAGUGGAUAGUUGCUUCCUAGCCCUUGUUCUAACCCUGUGGUAGAGCAGAACACUGCCAUAUCCAAAGGAUUUGGUGAGAGGGGAAACAAUGUUGUCUUUUGAGUAACAAUAUCUUUAUUUGUGUCUGCAUGUGGAUUUUUUGUACUGAAUGAACCCUUGAGUGUUUGUUAUAAUGCAAGCCAUUUAUUUCUUCCAACAAGGGGAAGAGAGGAGGAAAGAAGACAUUGCCAUUUUUUGUGCAGAUAGACAAAUGUUCUUUUUCAGUCUCUUGCAAGCUUCAGUACCUUUAAGAAAAAGUGUUUCUUUUCUCCCCCAAACCAAAAUAAGCACCUGUACUCAUUCUAGAGGAAUCCAUCAAAGGCUUGAAAAUCCAGCCCAACCAAAAUAGCCUUUUAGUUGAUUUACUGCUUCUAUUAAAACUGACAAAAAACUAAAUGGUGUCAGCAAAGUGCCGGCCAGCCUGCCUCAUCUCCUGAAAGCACAUGCAGCUAACUCCUUCCUGCGUCCUUCAUGGUGAGCGUUACCUGUGCCAGGCCUUGGUGUCAUUACAGCGCCAGACCAUCACUGACAGAAACGUUUACUUACGAAUGUUCUUAAACCAGUGUGUACUUCAAAGGUUUCCUUUUGUUUCUCUGUGUUGUGUUUUUUCCUGUGUAUGUGGUUUUGCUUAGGGAGGUAUAUAACUAGCAAAGACUUUUUUUUUUAAAGAAGUAUUGCACCUUUUUGUUUUUUUGUUUUUACUUUUUUCUGUACUGUUGCUUUUUAAUUUCUGUAUUUAAGGAAAGGUUUGGGGUUUUUUAGCGUCAGUGUAGUAAUACUCUGGGCAGGAUAGGGGUGACCUAUAAUCCACAGUGAUAGCCAGUGUGUGCGUGCAUGUGUGCGCUGGGAACAAAACUUUUAAGACCUGUUGUUGUGAAAAGAGUUGUAGCAGACUUGAAGGAACAUCCCUUGACACAAAGCAGGAAGCUUUUUGUGGGGGUGCGGUCGGGGCAAGAGGGAAGAGAGAUGCCGGUACUUUUUCCAUAAGUGCUAGGACUUCCAUGCAGCAUUGUCCAGCUGUUACACUGUCUAACAAAGUGCCGACCUUCUGUACCAGCACAUACCUGUCCAUUCCAGCCCUCCGAGGGAGCAGUGCUUUAUCACCUGGCGGAGGGGGGCAGAUAGGGGAGUCUGUUUCUUCAGCCUUUUCAUUGAAGGAUAUGACCAUGUCUAAUGCAUUUAACUCAUGGGUUUGGUGGGCAGAAGCAAAAACAGAUGCAAGUCAUGGGGGGAGGUUGGUGCACGCGUGUGUGUGUGUGCGUGUGUGUAUGCCUGUGUGCUGGGGGUGGGAGGGAAGGGCUAGGGAAUUACAUGGCUGUUUAAUUUAAUUUGCCCUUUCUGUGUAAGCCCCAAUGUCACAAGGAAGACUGACUGAGGGAAAUGCUGCAUAUACACAUGCCUGUAGAUUUGUAUGCAAAACGUUAUUUGGUAAAAAAGUAUGAGUAGGUUUGUAUUUGUUUAGCAAACUGGAGUAUGCAGCAUACUCUGGCCCCUUUGGAAACUACUUUCCUGUCGUGUCUCCUCCAUCUAUCCCACCAUGCACAAAGAAACAAAAUGCUCUCUUUCAGCUCCUGCUAGCUGGCUAGUAACCCUCACAUUCAGGCAUCUGUACAGCUUUGUUUCUGCUCAAAGACCAAGCACGCUCGGACACGCAGAGCAGGUUCUUAAAAGUCCUGUGCCAGCAGUACUUCCUAGCGAAGCACCUUUGGCCUGAGCAAGCCAGUGUCUGUUCUGUCACAUGAUUUGCUAUACAUGCUGGUUCAUUGCUGUGUUCCACCCUCACUUCUCUCUCCCAACCUGCCCUAUGGUCCCUUUUCCUGCACUUUGGGCUAGUUGACUUCAUUGCGAUACUACGGUGAAAGCCGGGUGCUAGAGCCCCUCUUGUUUACAAGACAUAAUGAGGGAUUUGAAAUAUUUAAAAAGAAAAGCUAAAUUGUUCUUCCAUUGUAAGCUUAAAGGGAAAAAAUUAAAA